Messenger RNA from Erigeron canadensis, 2238 nucleotides. RefSeq names its product phragmoplastin DRP1C. NCBI's taxonomy places the organism in Eukaryota, Viridiplantae, Streptophyta, Magnoliopsida, Asterales, Asteraceae. The record is from RefSeq and is a predicted model, not a curated record. The transcript has 16 exons. Gene Ontology annotation, cellular component: microtubule; cytoplasm; membrane. Gene Ontology annotation, molecular function: microtubule binding; GTP binding; GTPase activity. Bases 133 to 1980 code for a protein of 615 amino acids.
UUUUCCGUUCAAAUUUCUUGUCUUCCUUAAUUUCUUUCUCCCCCAAAUCUACAUCUAAAUCCAAACCCUCAACCCAAAAAUCAACCUACAUUAUUAUAUCCUAUUCUAACUCAUAUAAUCUAAAAAAAUAAAAUGGCAACAAUGGAGAGCCUGAUCGGGCUCGUUAACAGGAUACAAAUGGCGUGCACUGUAUUAGGAGAUCACGGCGGUGAAGGCAUGUCUCUUUGGGAAGCUCUUCCUACCGUCGCCGUCGUCGGUGGUCAGAGUUCGGGGAAAUCGUCUGUGCUCGAGAGCGUUGUUGGAAGAGAUUUCUUACCUCGUGGAUCUGGUAUUGUUACAAGGAGGCCAUUGGUAUUGCAGCUGCAUAAGAUAGAGAGGGGAACUGAGUAUGCAGAAUUUCUUCAUGCCCCAAGGAAAAAGUUCACGGAUUUCGCUGCCGUGCGCAAGGAGAUUGAAGAUGAAACAGAGCGUCUUACUGGGAGGUCAAAAGCAAUCUCUAACCGUCCAAUUCACCUUAGCAUUUAUUCUCCAAAUGUUGUGAACCUGACUCUCAUUGAUCUCCCCGGGUUAACAAAAGUUGCUGUAGAGGGACAGCCAGAGUCCAUAGUGGAAGAUAUUGAAAAUAUGGUCCGUUCUUAUGUUGAGAAGCCAAAUUGUAUCAUAUUGGCAAUUUCUCCUGCUAAUCAAGACAUUGCCACAUCUGAUGCUAUAAAGCUUGCUAGAGAAGUUGACCCUUCAGGCGACCGCACAUUUGGAGUAGUCACUAAACUCGAUCUCAUGGAUAAGGGAACCAACUGUUUGGAUGUUCUUGAGGGAAGAUCCUACAAGCUUCAACAUCCAUGGGUUGGAAUUGUAAAUCGUUCACAAGCUGAUAUCAACAAGAAUGUUGACAUGAUGGCUGCUCGAAGGAAGGAGCAAGAAUACUUUGAAACUAGCCCCGAUUAUGGUCACCUGGCACCUAAAAUGGGUUCAGUAUAUCUUGCAAAACUUUUGUCGAGGCACUUAGAGAGUGUUAUCAGGCAGAAGAUACCAAGUAUAGUUGCUUUGAUUAAUAAGAACAUUGAUGAAAUUAAUGCAGAGCUGGACCGCAUAGGCAGGCCAAUCGGAACAGAUGGAGGGGCACAGCUGUAUACAAUUUUGGAAUUGUGCCGUGCAUUUGACCGUGUGUUCAAAGAGCACCUUGAUGGAGGGCGACCAGGAGGAGAUCGGAUAUAUGGAGUCUUUGAUCAUCAGCUACCGGCUGCGUUGAAAAAACUUCCACUGGAUCGUCACCUCUCUACUAGUAAUGUCAGAAAAGUUGUUUCAGAGGCUGAUGGUUAUCAACCCCAUUUAGUUGCUCCUGAGCAAGGAUAUAGACGACUAAUAGAUGGAUCUCUUGGAUAUUUUAAAGGCCCAGCUGAAGCAACCGUUGAUGCGGUACACUUCAUUCUGAAAGAACUUGUGAGGAAAUCUAUUGCAGAGACAGUGGAGCUGAAGCGGUUCCCGUCCCUCCAAGCUGACAUAGCAGCCGCUUCAAAUGAAUCAUUGGAAAAGUUUCGUGAUGAAAGCCGGAAGACAGUUAGCCGCCUGGUGGAAAUGGAAUCAACUUAUCUAACAGUAGAGUUUUUUCGUAAGAUCCAUGAAUCAGAUAAGAACCCAAGAGAUGAUAAGCAGUCAAACAGAUCAGGCCCAAAUGCAGCAGAUCGUUACGAGGAUUAUCACUUCAGGAAGAUCGGGUCAAAUGUCUCUGCCUACAUUGGUAUGGUUUCUGAUACUCUGAGGAAUACUAUACCGAAGGCCGUGGUAUAUUGUCAAGUCAGAGAAGCAAGGAGAUCAUUGCUAAAUCUAUUCUAUGCACAAAUUGGCAGAAAAGAGAAAGAGCAGCUUGGCAGAAUGUUGGAUGAAGAUCCAUCACUCAUGGAAAAGAGAGAGACCUUAGCCAAGAGACUUCAGUUGUACAGGUCAGCCCGAGAUGAGAUCGACUCAGUUGCAUGGAAGUGAUCCAUGAAUGCAACCAAACAAUACAAAUCAGGCAAGUAUAAUCUCAAAGUUUGGGUAAAUCUAUGUUUGGAGUCUAACAAGUUAAUUCGCGUCAUGUUGUACUCUAAUCAAAUAUUCCUUUCUAUCCGUAACAACCAGAGAAAACGUGUGGUCGUCGUGUAUGUAAAAGAGUUACCCUUGUAGAGCUAUAUACUAAAAAAAGUGAUGGUUUUUCUAUCAUUAUUAUUUUAUUGUUACUAUUUUAAGCAAUUAACCUCA